ACUCCCUCCGAAAAACGGAGGAAUAAACCCGCCGGUCCGCUUCAAUGUGGCUUCGAAAUAAAGAAGCUUCCCCACGGGGCCAGUGCCUCGACCAGGUGGGCUAGCCGGAUGAAGUUCCUAGUCACGCAGCGAGUUUCGGACUACUCGAGAAAACGAUAGAAUCUCUAGGAUAAACUAUCUGUUUAUUCGAUGUAAACUGGGGAUGUAUUACUCGCUUAUAUUUUUUGCAAGACAAGCUUCUGAACCAAUUGACAUACUUUUAUGAAC
Molecule: messenger RNA, 267 nt
Organism: Mycena citricolor
Lineage: Eukaryota; Fungi; Basidiomycota; Agaricomycetes; Agaricales; Mycenaceae
Source: the annotation of a GenBank genome assembly